Molecule: messenger RNA, 3369 nt
Organism: Manduca sexta (tobacco hornworm)
Lineage: Eukaryota; Metazoa; Arthropoda; Insecta; Lepidoptera; Sphingidae
Product: mitochondrial import inner membrane translocase subunit TIM50-C
Exons: 8
Coding region: 94-1251 (385 amino acids)
Molecular function (GO): phosphoprotein phosphatase activity
Source: RefSeq, a predicted model, not a curated record
AACUUCACUGACAGAGUUGACAGCUGUCAGUGAAAUUCAAUCAAUGACAUUUCUUCAUUUGUUGUGAAUGUGAUUUUUUCGAAUUAAAAAAAAAUGUACCUUAGGAAAGUGCUAUUUCUAACCAGAACGGCGUGUUGCAAUGUCUCCAAAUUGCAAGCACCAAGUUAUUCAAGACAGAAAGUGUGGUUAAUUGCAGCAAACUCUGCUAGGUUUUACUCUGCCGAAAAUAUAGAUAAAAAUAAAGAAACAAAAGACGAGAAAGUAGACAUCUUAGGAAGGUUCUUCCCACAGGCUCCACUUAACACAGAAGAUGCUCAACAAAUUAAAAAAGAACAGGAGAAGUUUGAAAAGGAAAAUAAAGAAAAAUCAGAAGAAAAUGAAAAAAGUUGGAGACGCAUGAAAAUGGGAUUCGCGGUUUUCGGCGGCGCCAUGACGGUGAUGGGCACGUGCAUGGUGAUUGAGAUGGGCGCUCCGCGGCGCGGGGACGACGGCCAGAUCAUUGAGGACGAGUUCUCGCACCUGCCUUCUGUGCUGCAGUAUCUGCGCCGCACUUGGAAGGAACUUACUUUCUAUGAAAAGAUGAUUAAGGAGCCGUCUCGCGAGAAGCUUCUGCCUGACCCACUGCCGUCGCCGUACCAGCCAACGUACACGCUUGUGCUGGAGUUCACCGAUGUGCUGGUGCACCCAGACUGGUCCUACCAAACUGGCUGGAGGUUCAAAAAGCGUCCCGGCGUCGACCAGUUUCUCCAAUCCGUGGCGAGCUCCAACUAUGAGGUGAUAAUCUUCACGACGGAGAACGCGUUCAUGAUAUGGCCAGUCAUCGACAAGCUGGACCCCGAGAACAAGUUCAUCACAUACCGGCUGUUCAGAGACUCCACGCAUUUCGUAGAUGGCGUGCAUGUGAAGAAUCUGGAGGGGCUUAACCGGGAUCUGUCUAAGGUGAUUGUGGUGGACUGGAACAAAGCUGCGACGAAGUUCCACCCACAGAACUCGCUCGUGUUGAAGAAAUGGAAAGGCGCCGACGACGACACCGCUCUACUCGACUUGGCCAACUUAUUGCAGACGAUAGCGAUGUCAGAAGUAGCGGACGUGCGCGAGGUUCUGACGUACUACGGGCAGUUCGACGAUCCGAUCGCGGCGUUCCGCGAGAACCAGCGCCGUCUCAUGGAGCAGAUGGAGGAGCGAGAGCGCGACACCAAGCAAGAGCAGCCGCUCACCAAGAACUGGCUGCGGACCUUCACCAGGCGCUAAUGACUAGGUCGUGUAUCGAGCCAGGAUCGACCGUCGUCACCGCGCAGCGCCACAUAAAGAGCUAAGCUUUAAUGGAUAUCUCAAUGUGUACAACCCUCCGUAGAUAUUGGACGUCGGUAUACUGCGACCACCAUACUCCAAACUAUAUAAGACUUCUAUUUGGUUAUAUAGGUGACUUUAACGACGGAUAUAUUGUAAGCAUGUGAUAAUAAUUUGCAAAUUCUUAAAAAUUAUAUUAGAUAAAUAGUGCAUGGUCAUAUAUAAUUUAAGUCUUGUUACGUUCUUUACUAUUACGUAGAAAAAGCUCGCGGUCGAACUAAUCAGCGCAAAAAAAAACAUUUUAAUUUAUAAUAAUCAUAUAAUAUCAGCCCUGUAUUGUAUACUGUCCCGCUGUUGGGCACGGACCUCCUCAAUUACUGAGAGGGAUUUUUCAUUGUAAUUUGAUUACUAUGAAAUAUUUAAUAGUAUACCUUAUUAUAGUAUCUCCGUCGUUAAACUAAUCACCUGUAAAUCCAAAAUAAAAACGAAACAACUCGUAUAAUUGACCAAAUACUAUUAAAGGCAUUAUUAUAAAGUUCUUGUUUAUAAUGACACAAGUUUCAUACAUUUUGGGAGUCUUGGUCAAUGAUAGGAUUGUUGUAGAAACAGUGUUUAUAUACUUCACCCAGAUAUAACAUUAUGUGACUUAUAUUUAAAGGAUGAAUGGAAUGUAAAAAUAAGUAACUUUUUCAAUUAUGGAACCUCAAAAUUGUGUAUUGUGUUUUUACAUUUUUUUUCUGUAUACUAAUAUAAUUUGUUUUUCAAAUAUUCCGUCAUUUUGGCAUUCGGCAGCAUUUUAUUGGACUCUAUUGUAAUUCAAAAUUAACAUACAGUGCAAUUGUGGAAAAAUAUGUAUUUGAUGAAUACUGUAUUAUUUAAUGUAUUGGAGGACCGUGUCCAACAGUAAUUAAAAUCAAUAUUUUAAUUUGAUGGUAGUUAUAUAUACGUCAAAAUAGCCAUAAUGUUAUGAAUAAACUAAUACCAGUACUCCCAAUAUAUUUAUAGUUAAUUCUCGUUAAGAAAAUAGUGAUGCAUACGUUUAUUUUAAAAUUUUCACUAUAAAUUCAAUUGGCUGUAAUUUUAAGCACCUUUAUUGGUCUGAGGUCGUCUGUCGACUAGAGGUCAAUGGUGACCCACUAUUUUCUUAAAUUGAAUGAACUGCAAUGAUAUACUUCUGUAAGUUUCGAGUCGCCUGUAAGCAUUGGAUUUACCAAAAGUGGUCAUUUUAUGCCUAACUGGUAUUAAUUUGUUAUUAGUUGAAUAAUUUUGAAUGCAUUUUAAUUUAAAUACUGAUGACAUUUUAAACAGUUUUCCUAAUGCUGCUUGAAUAGCUUUACUUUAAUUGAUACUGUAGCAGCUCAUUUGAAUUUAAUGUUUUUUGUUCCUAAUUAUUAUAAAAAAAUCUUAUAUUGCUUACAUUAAAUUGUAUAAUUUACAUCAUCGUCGUCAUCUUUCUAAUUCAUUAUCGUUCCUUAAGCUACCAUAUUAUGAGCAUUUGUUCUGCUUUAGCCAUCUUCACUAAAGCGGGAGAGUAUAUUGUGUAAUUCUAUUAUUGAUUAAGUUUUUUAGCGCGAUCUACUAAGCCCCGUAUUGCCUACAGCCAUGUUUAAAAAUUUUUUUAGCCAAAAACUUAGACUAGCUUCCCUCAAAAUAAAUAAUUGUACAAAAACCAGUCACUGCCAUACUAAUUGCCAUUUUCAAUAAACGAUCCUCAUUCGUUUUUCGAUCUAUCCCACAAAUGGGCCAUCCAGAACGAUGUGUUUAUGACAUGCUUACAAAUUACCUUUUAUGAUUGGUUAAUUUUAGAUAUCGGAUUGAGCUUUGCGAUUUGGAUCGUAUAUUGAAAAUGUCUAAUUUUUUUUAUUUUUUUGAAUAGCACUAGCUAUAAUAUAGUACUUAAUAAUCUCUUAAGUGAAAAUAAGGUUUAAAAUUUUCGCACAACGUUACGAUUAGUGGAGAAAUGUUUAAAAUGUCAUUGGUGAGAAUUUGUUGAAGUUUGUGUACAUGUUGUAUGUUAGAAGACUGAUUGGAGCACUCGUAAUAAACUCAGUCAUAGGAAAUAUAGUUGUUUAUAAAUAA